Fragaria vesca subsp. vesca is the source of this 1772-nucleotide messenger RNA. RefSeq lists its product as uncharacterized. Lineage: Eukaryota; Viridiplantae; Streptophyta; Magnoliopsida; Rosales; Rosaceae. Bases 342 to 1253 code for a protein of 303 amino acids. The transcript is spliced from 3 exons. The record is from RefSeq and is a predicted model, not a curated record.
UUCCCGUCGUUAUUUUCUUCUUCUUAAUUCUCCCUUCUUCCGUCGAUCAUCUCUGAAUCAAAGACCGGAGAAAUUUCGUUUCCGGAAACGAACAAAAAGAUUUUAAAACCCGGAAAAACCACGUAAUUCGAGCAGUUGGGUUAAUUUUUUUCAGUUUUCUUAUUCUGAAUUUCGUGGCGUUUAUUUUUGUUGUUGUUGUUGAGAAAUUGGGAGCUGAAUUUGAGGAAGCUUAGGGUUUUUGAGAAAGAAAAAAAAUGGACGGGAGUUGGGUUCUCUAACGCUUAAAGAAUUUCUAGAAAAGAGAGACAGCGAAACGACGCCGUGUUAGGGAAAGAGAGAGAAUGGAUUGCCGUGUGAUAAUGGCCGGCGGUGAUGUUUGGAUGAGAGGUCAGAUCGGAGGGGCUUUAAGCCAUGAGAGCGAGCACGACCUGGCUUUGAUGGUCAGCGAUUUCUUGGAGAACGGUAGCGCCGGCGGUGACUCUUGGUGUAGCAGCGAUAGCGAUUCUGCUCAUCUCUCCGAUCUCGCUCACCUCGCCGAUAAGAUUAAGUUUUACAAGUGCUCGGUGGCUCAGUACGAAAGUGAUUUGGCAUCAGUGGUUCAUUCACUUAUACUAUCCAUCAGUGAGAACAAUCUUCAUCUUGUCAAGUCAGGUCCAUGCAAUGCCAGCUGCCUCAAGUCAACUCUGGUAAAGCUUCUCAGGCGCUCUGGUUAUGAUGCUGCUGUGUGUUCGGCUAGAUGGCAUGGCAGUGGAAAGGUCCCUGGAGGGGAUCAUGAAUAUAUAGAUGUAGUCAACCACAGCGAUACAGAGAGUUCUGAACGUCUCAUCAUUGAUAUUGAUUUUCGAAGCCACUUUGAAAUAGCUAGAGCUGUUCAAUCAUAUGACAGGAUAUUGAAUUCGCUGCCGGUUGUUUAUGUGGGCUCCUUGACUAGGUUGAAACAGUUUCUUCCAGUUAUGGUUGAAGCAGCUAGAUCUUCCCUCAAGCAGAACUCAAUGCCUCUUCCUCCGUGGAGAUCACUUGCUUAUUUGCAAGCAAAAUGGCAGUCACCUUAUCAGAGACACUUCAAUCUAGAUGAACAAAAUGGUAAUGGUGUAUUCUCUUUUGACCACAAACAAUGCAGUGGACAUUUGAAGAUGCUGCAGUCACUGCUUCAGUCUGAAAUAGAAGCAGAUAGACUGUUAAAACCCAAAAGCAAUGAUAAUAACAGGAGACACAAGCCUGUGCGGAGUUACUCUUUGUUCCGGAAUCUUUGAGAUGUACAGAUUUUUUGCCUUUGAGAUGAGAGAAUUGUACUGCGGCUUUUCAGAAUUUUUUUUCCUUAUGACAUCGAAUUAAGUGAGAACCAGAAUGAAGGGCAGAGGUCCAUAUCAUCAACAAGAAUUAGCAAUAACCUGAGGCAUAUACUAUACUGGAGACAUUUUCAUUCUUUUGUUUCUGCUGGGGAGUCUACACUACAUUCUUUCACCUACAGUGCACCAACCAUCAAGCAAUGCUAUCUGGUUUUUGGAAUCACUGCUGGUACAAUCCAGCAGCAUCGCAGAACUAUUUGGUAUCCGGUUGAAUAUGGUGCACCAGUUUUGUUUUUGUUAUUUGAUAUCUUCUUGAAAUGUAUCCCUUGUCCUUAUUUUUGUUGGCCAAGGAAUUUUAGUCAUUGUAAUCUUUUUUUUUGUUUCUCCUUGUACCAAUGUUGAGUUGCUUUCCUCCCCCAGUCAGAAUGUUAUCUUGGAGUAUAAUUUCGUUUUUACACCCAAUAAAUACAAUAAAGUUUAUGU